Messenger RNA from Verticillium nonalfalfae, 2697 nucleotides. RefSeq lists its product as uncharacterized. The record is from RefSeq and is a predicted model, not a curated record. Gene Ontology annotation, cellular component: membrane. Lineage: Eukaryota; Fungi; Ascomycota; Sordariomycetes; Glomerellales; Plectosphaerellaceae. The transcript is spliced from 9 exons. Gene Ontology annotation, biological process: monoatomic ion transmembrane transport; magnesium ion transport. Bases 1 to 2697 code for a protein of 898 amino acids. Gene Ontology annotation, molecular function: ATP hydrolysis activity; P-type magnesium transporter activity; ATP binding.
AUGUUCGACAACAUGACACAGCAGAUUCGCAGCAUGGUGGGGCAGAAACAAGGAUCGAAAGCCUGGGGUAAAGGAUCACCUGCGACGUGCAAUGAUUCCGCGGAGUCAAGGAUCAGACAGUACGCGGAGAUGGAUGAGAUCCAGCUACUGGCCGAGUUUCACUCUGUUCGCCAUGGCCUGACGACCACGGAAGCUGCCGACCGCCGCAAAAUACAUGGCCUCAACAUUGUCUCGUCCAAGAAGCCGCCUUCAUGGUGGCUGCUGCUGCUUCUGGUGCUGCCGAACCCCUUCAAUCUGCUCCUCACGUUCAUUGCCAUCAUCAGUGUUGCUUCCCCGGGACGCAGCUGGGUACAUAUUACAAUCACCAACGUUAGGAGAUUUAAGCUAACACUCAACCAGGACACGUUUGCCGUGCUCAUGGCAAUGGUUGUUAUAUCAUCUGCCGUCCGAUUCUGGCAAGAGUAUCGCAGCAUCAUGUCCGUCGCCAAGCUCCAGAGCUCCGUCACAGCUGAUGUGAAGGUACGCCGCAGGCCUUCGACCGCCGGAGCGUCGCCAGAACUACCGAUGGAUGUUCAUGUUCAUGAGAAGGACAUCGUUCCAGGAGACAUUGUGGUUCUUUCCCCCGGGGAUACCAUAGCUGCCGACUGCAUUCUUCUGGAAACCAACUACCUUCGCAUCAGUCAAUCGAGCCUCACCGGCGAAAGCAUGCCAAUUACGAAGGCGCCGGCCACCUUUGGCGACGAAAAGACGCGCGACAUCAGCCUCUUCGAUCUGACAAACGUAGCUUUCAUGGGCUCCAGCGUCGUGUCUGGAAGCGGCUUUGCUGUGGUUAUCGGGACUGGUAAUGACACUUUCAUCGCAUCCACUCUGAAGCAACUGUCGAAGAGGCGCGAUCUCAAUGCCUUCCAACGAGGGAUCAGAAACGUUUCCUAUAUGUUGAUUGGGUUCAUGCUUGUCAUGGUUCCUAUCGUUCUCGCGAUAUCUGGUAAAGUGACCGGAGACUGGGGCCAGGCUGCGCUCUUUAGUAUCAGCGUCGCAGUUGGUCUGGUUCCGGAGAUGCUUCCAGCCAUCGUCAACACCAAUCUCGCCCGCGGAGCACACAUUCUGUCCAAGAAAAAGGCCAUCGUCAAGCGCCUCGACGCCAUUCAGAAUCUGGGUGCAAUGUCAAUUCUUUGCAGUGAUAAGACUGGCACUCUCACCAAAGAUGAGGUUGUGAUGCGCCACAAUGUUGACUGCGCAGGGCUUGACCAUCGGGGCGCGCUCCAGCUCGCCUACAUCAACGCAUUCUCCCAGGGAAACCAGGGGAAUAAUAUGGAUGCCGCCAUUAUCAAGUAUCGUGACGAGAUUGCUAAAGACGUCGAUAUACCCUUUUACGAAAAGGUGGCCGUCAGUCCGUUCACAUUUGAGCGUCGUCGCUCGGCAGCCAUCGUCCGAGGGAUUACCAAGGCGCAGAUGCUGAUCUGCAAGGGCGCCUUCGAAGAAAUCCUUGGCCUUUGUAUACGGGUCCGCCGUGGCAUUAAGGACGAGCCCAUCGACGCGGCCACUCGUUCAGCCCUCACAGCUGAAGCCGGCCGACUGGCGGUAUCCGGCUAUCGUGUUCUCAUGGUUGCCACUCGACAGAUUCCGGACUUUGUUCACGAUGACGAAGACUCUUUUGAGAAUAUCGAGUCGAAUAUGACCUUGGAGGGGAUGCUGACGUUCCUGGACCCGGUGAAAGACGAUGCCGCUGAGUCUGUAGCUCGCCUUCGGGCUUCGGGCGUCGAGGUCAAGAUCCUGACAGGCGACAAUCUCGGCGUAGCCGUCAAUAUCUGCCAAGCUAUCAAUCUCGUCGAUAUGGUAGAUCAUGACGAUCUCCAGGCCAUCACGGGCCCAGAGCUCGCUCGGCUCGAGGGCACGGAUGAGUAUGACGAGAUGGUACUGAAAUGCAAAGUCUUCGCCAAACUUACGCCGAUGCAAAAGGCGCAGAUUGUCAACCGACUGAAGGCCGCCGGUAACUGCGUGGGCAUGCUCGGCGACGGUGUCAACGAUUGCAUUGCUCUUCGAGCUGCUGAUGUUGGUGUUUCGGUUGACUCCGGUACCCGAGCUGCAAAGGAUUCUGCUGAUGACGGUGUCAGAGUCGGGCGUGUCACGCAAGGGAACUCGAUCAAGUAUAUCAAGAUGAGCAGUUUACAACUGCUGGUUCAGAACCUUCUAUACGAUGUCAGCCAAGUUGCGAUUCCAUGGGACCGAAUGGAUGACGAAUAUUUGGAGCAGCCCAAGCAGUGGGCGUCCCUGGAUCUCUUGCGUUUCAUCAUCGUUCUUGGCCCAACGAGCUCUACCAUCGACAUGUGCACCUUCUGCAUUGGUUGGUUCUAUUAUGGCAUCCAGUCUGCGGACGACGCGUCGGCAGUUUCUCUGUUCCAAACACAUUGGUUUCUACAAGGGCUCCUGACCCAGACACUCAUCGUACAUCUUUUGCGUACGGCUAAAAUUCCUGUGUUCCAAAGCAGGGCAGCUCCAAUUCUGGUGUUCGCGACCUGCGGCAUCAUGUUGAUCGGAUUUAUUGUGCCAUACAUUCCACCUUUCUGGCCGAUCUUGGACAUGGUCCGGCCUGCAGACACCUUCGUCGGCAUCCUGGCUGCCGAGCUCGUUGCGUACUGCAUCAUUGUGCAGUUCGUCAAGAUGGCCUACAUCCGAGUCUUCAACUCCUGGCUUUAG